AUUUACUUAACGCUUAUGGCGGAGCUGCUGCUUCUGUCACAGCUACCCUAUGCGGAUGGCAGAAGUGUCUCAAUUGCGCCAACGCAGCAGCAGACGAUACAGGAGAGCAGCAACUCUGCGAUUAGCAGUAGAAAUUCCACCUCAACCCAGGACCAGCAGAGGAACUCCACAACCCCUUCAGUGUCCACCGAUGAGACUUCUGUCGUUGUCUCCGUAACUGCAGCGGUGCAGCAUUUGCGUCGCAAGAAGCGUGAAACGCGCGUGGAUAUUCCCUUUGAUUUCUUCACGAAUCACAUGCACUGCGACUUCGAUCAAACGGGCACCUACAAGAUACUCGACUUCUUUCCCUUCACUUGCAUUUGGUUGCAAAACAAUAGGCACCAACACGAGGGCUGGUUUCGCAUCUACAUGCAGGCACAGAUGGAGGCAUUCUUCUUCGGGCAGUACUACGAGCGACUGCGACGCUUCGAGCUCGAUCCGCACACCUUUGACUAUCGAGAGACGCAAAUAAUCUAAGACUCUCUAUACUAAAAUUACAUGUAG
Drosophila guanche is the source of this 543-nucleotide messenger RNA. RefSeq lists its product as uncharacterized. NCBI's taxonomy places the organism in Eukaryota, Metazoa, Arthropoda, Insecta, Diptera, Drosophilidae. The coding region runs from base 16 to 516 and encodes 166 amino acids. The transcript has 2 exons. The record is from RefSeq and is a predicted model, not a curated record.